Coregonus clupeaformis (lake whitefish) is the source of this 1303-nucleotide messenger RNA. RefSeq names its product succinate dehydrogenase complex assembly factor 2 (gene sdhaf2). Bases 94 to 585 code for a protein of 163 amino acids. The record is from RefSeq and is a predicted model, not a curated record. The transcript has 4 exons. Lineage: Eukaryota; Metazoa; Chordata; Actinopteri; Salmoniformes; Salmonidae. Gene Ontology annotation, cellular component: mitochondrion. Gene Ontology annotation, biological process: mitochondrial respiratory chain complex II assembly; protein-FAD linkage; mitochondrial electron transport, succinate to ubiquinone.
GCAGGGACUUGUGUAAUUUUAGGACACUGGUUACUCUCGUGUCAACAAGAACAGUCACAUCAGGAUUCAGCAGUCACAAGGAAGAAAUACACAAUGCUGUCUGCUCUCGUUGCUAAAAGACUGGUAAGCGGGGUAUGCCAGGCAUCAUGGAGACCAGCUGUGGCAGAACUAAUGACUACACGGGGUUACAAAGGAGAGGCACCUGAUGACUCUAGGGGUGACCUAAUUGAGAUCCCCCUGCCCCCCUGGACAGAGAAGGAUGGCGAGACCAUGGACAUCAAGAGACGGCGCCUGCUCUUCCAAAGCCGAAAGAGGGGCAUGCUGGAGAAUUGCAUAUUGCUCAGCCUGUUUGCCAAGCAAUAUCUUAAUACAAUGAGCGAGCCCCAGUUAAGACAGUAUGACAGACUGAUCAACGAGCCUAGCAACGACUGGGACAUCUACUACUGGGCAACAGAGGCCCAGCCUGUACCUGAUGUGUACACAGGUGAGAUCAUGGACCUGCUGAAGGAGUUCACUAAGAACAGGGAUCAGGAACAGAGGCUGGACGCACCCAACCUGGAAUACCUGGACAAGGGGAGCCAGUGAAGCCUGGCUGACACAUCCCUCUCAGGGUGUUUUCAUAUAUAGUCCUCUUUAAAAUAACUGAUCUCAGGCCUCUUUAAAGUGAACUCUGGGGUUAAAAAAAAGCAAAAGAUCUCAGUUUUCUUUUGUAUUCACACUGCCCUUGCCUUUGUAUGAGGACUCAACUCUUUUGCCAGUUCACUUCACCUAUUUUGUUGUCUGAGUCCUCUUUGCAUUCACAUUGCUAUGUUUAGAAAGGAACCAAGAUCUUUUUCCAACAUUCAUUCAAUGCACUGUGGGUUUUUACAAAGUGCAGGACAAGCCAUUCCAUCAGAAUGAGUUAUCGGACAGCUAUAUAUUUUUAUUUUAUUUAACCUUUAUUUAACUAGGCAAGUCUGUUAAGAACAAAUUCUUAUUUACAUUGACGGCCUACCAUAUACCAUAUACCUACUUACAUUUUGGAAGCUAAUAGAUUGCAUUUAGUUAAAAGGUGAGACAAAAUAAUUGUAAUCAGAAGAUACCAUUAACAUGUAAAUAUUAUUGGUAACAGAAUAAAUGGCAGAAGAAUAACUGCAGAUUAAAUAAUGCCGUAAUUGAAAAUUUUACACACAUUGUAGGCUACUGCCCCCUUUUAAGAGCUAGAAUAGAUGUUGUACCCUAUGUUGUGAUUAUUACCAAGUUAUGUUGUCGUCUUCUCACACUAUUCAAACCCCACAAUCGAAUAAACAGCGUAUGAAGCUCU